Messenger RNA from Neurospora tetraspora, 2368 nucleotides. Its product is annotated as major facilitator superfamily domain-containing protein. The record is from RefSeq and is a predicted model, not a curated record. The transcript has a single exon. Gene Ontology annotation, molecular function: pantothenate transmembrane transporter activity. Bases 397 to 2271 code for a protein of 624 amino acids. Gene Ontology annotation, cellular component: plasma membrane. Lineage: Eukaryota; Fungi; Ascomycota; Sordariomycetes; Sordariales; Sordariaceae. Gene Ontology annotation, biological process: pantothenate import across plasma membrane.
UUGGGUUUAUCGGACACGGACAACGCCUCUCGUCGAUCAUUUCAUCAUUGGACAUUUGGCGCAAGCAGCACAAGCGACGCAGGAAACUGUACCGGGGUGCAUACGUAUCCGCCCCAGCGGAACGGGUCGACGCUUGACGCGUGACGGGUCUGAUCUCACUGCAGGGUCCUGUGGUCCAGACGUUCCUGCUUCCUCGUGGUCUGAUAUCUCGCAUCGGCAUCCUCAUCACGACGACAAUACCCUCCUUGACAACAUCAAGUCAUCACCCGAACAUCGAACAAGCAGCCAUUGAGUCGAGCAUCCACCACCGUCCACGCCCUUCAUUCGGCUUACCUCACUCACCCACAUUGACUCACCAACACCAGCCGGCCUCACACAAUCUCAAGUCCCAAGCGGAUGGGUUCACCACCGGCCACCAGCCCUCAUGAUGAUGGGCAGGCCGCAUCUCGCCCCAGCCGCAGCCCCGGGCUGGCCGCCCGCCUCCGGUCCUACUUCCGCCCUGGUACCCCCUCCUCCCCCCUCGAACGCCGCCUCCUCCUAAAAAUCGACUUCUUCAUCCUAACCUUCUGCUGCCUCUCCUACUUCCUCAACUACCUCGACCGCACCGCUUUGUCGAAUGCCUACGUCUCCGGCAUGAAAGAAUCCCUUUCCUUUCGCGGUAACCAGCUCAACCAAAUAAACACUUGCUUCACCAUCGGCUACGUUUUGGGGCAAAUCCCGUCCAACUUAUCCCUUCACUACGUGGCUCCCAGGGUAUUUUUUCCUGGUAUGAUGGUCUUAUGGGCUGGACUUACCAUGGUCACGGCGGCGGCGAGACGGCCGGGGGAUAUAAUGGCGAUUAGAUUCUUCCAGGGGGUUGCCGAGUCAACGACGUUCGUGGGCACGCAUUAUAUUUUGGGGAGUUGGUACACGGAACAAGAACUGGGGAAGAGGAGCGGGGUGUUCACGGCGAGCGGAUUGGCGGGCACGAUGAUUGGGGGGUUUGUGCAGAGUGGGAUUCAUGCGAGUAUGGAUGGGUUGAGGGGGUUGGCGGGCUGGCGUUGGUUAUUCAUUAUCGACGGCAUCAUCACCUUGCCCGUGGCCAUUUAUGGAUUUCUCUUGUUUCCGGAUACGCCCAAGACGACGAGGGCGCCGUAUUUGUCGGGGGAGGAGAGGGAGUUGGCUGUGAGGAGGAUGGAGGGGCCGAUGAUUGAGGAACCGGAACGGCCUUCGAAUGAAACGCUCGUCCCGGAAGUCCCGCCGUCCCCGUCCGCCUCCCGCGCUGAGGCAUCAGCGAAACCCGUCGACGACAAGCCCGACUCGCAAUCACGCCCUGAGCCAUCACCCCCCACCUCCGCAUCCGACACCAACCCCUCCUCCAACCUCGAUCACCAUCUGCACCACCACCCCUCCAUGUCCGCCUCCGGAACCGCCAAAACCGAGCACUCCCUCACCCCCACGCACCCCUUCUCCCUCCCCUUCGCCCGCUCCCUCUUUUCCUCCUAUCACUUCCCCUCCUUCAUCCUCCUCUGGAUCCUCGCCGGCGAAACUGAAUCCUUCUCCUCCAACGCGCUUUUAUCUCUCUAUCUGAAAUCCCACCCCUCCAACCCUUCCAACCCCUCCAACCCUUCGCCUUCCAACCCUUCGCCACCGGUGCCGCCGGUGCAAAAGUAUACAAUAGCGCAACUAAACAACUACCCAACCGGUGUCCCAGCCGUCGGUAUCGUGUCUACUCUCUUCUUCGCCUUCAUCACCGACUUAUACCCCCGCCACCGGUCCAUCGUCGGUUACUUUAUAGGGAUGAUCGGGAUCUUGACCCCCUCGCUGAUCCUAGCCGCGCAAAAGGGCCACUUUGGUGAUCCAGCCGGCAGCAAGGCGACGGGCGUGGUGAUGGCCAUGUAUUACCUCGCUGGCUCCGUCUACGCCUGUCAGGCUACCUUCUUCGCGUGGGCGAACGAUGCGAUGACGAGGGAUGGGAAGGAGCCGGUUUUCCGGGGCGUGGUGCUGGCGGGCAUGAAUCUGGGGAAUAAUGCUGUGAAUGCGUGGUGGAGUAUUGUGUUUUAUGGCGCCGCGAUGGCGCCUUGGUUUGAGAGAGGUAUGUGGGCCAUGAUUGGGACGAGUAUUGCGUUGGCGGCGUGGACGGCGUUCUUGUCGUCUAUGGAAAAGAGGUCGAGGAGGAGGAGGGAGCGGGAGUUGAAGGAGAGGGAGGAGACGAGAAGGAUACCAGGGGGAGAUGCUGCUGUUGGGCCGUCGACGAGGGAUGAGAAGGGGAAGAGGGUUGAUGAUGUAUGAUGAUGUGCUUGAUGUUUGGUUGUACAUAUAUGACCAUAUAGGGGGCACUUGGAUACCCGUUCGUAGGUUCGAGGAGGAGCAGAAAUGUCACGUCUCU